AUGCAUAUAAAAGCACGCUUCAUUGCCGUUCUUGUAUUAAAGGCUCUUUCAUCUGCAGUCCGGGUACCAUCAUCCGGCUACCACCCACGGCCAGGUCCUGCACCUUCACACAGUCAAAAUGAUUUCCGGGUAGGGAAUCCUAGAUACCAAUCACAUAGUGCUUGCCUUUCCCAUCUGGGUAAGCAGAUCAUUACUCCAUGUCGUGAAACCAUUGCCUUGUACAUGAUGGCCACUCCCGGUUAUCUGGGUCCCGACUGA
Bipolaris victoriae FI3 is the source of this 258-nucleotide messenger RNA. RefSeq lists its product as hypothetical. The coding region runs from base 1 to 258 and encodes 85 amino acids. NCBI's taxonomy places the organism in Eukaryota, Fungi, Ascomycota, Dothideomycetes, Pleosporales, Pleosporaceae. The record is from RefSeq and is a predicted model, not a curated record. The transcript has a single exon.